GGGGCACGUUAAGAUGUUGAAAGCUCCCCGGCCGAGAGGGGCUGUACGGACGCCAAGCCACCCGGUUAGAGGGGAGCAGGAUGGACAGAGCCCUUGGGACCAGGAACCGAGGUCGGUAGGGAAGGAUGGACUCCCGGACCUGCCAGGACAGGCAGCCCAGUGACCACCCCAACAGCAGCAGCAGCAGCAAUUGUAGCAGCAGCGUCAAGAAUAAUUGUGAAAGGGAAAGGAUCCGCAAUCGGAUGAAAAUGGUCAUUGGCCAACUGGAAGGCAUCUUACAGGAGCUCAAGGAGGUGGCCAAGGAGCUCCGGGAGGUGGUGAGCCAGAUUGACCGCCUGACGUCCGACUUCGAGUUCGAGCUGGAGCCAGAUGACUGGACGACGGCGACGGCCAGCAGCACCUCCAGCAGCGAGAAAGGAGGAGGCACCUUCGAGCUGGGACCCCUCGAUUUCACCGCCUCCGAUAUCCUCUCCGACAGCUGGGAAUUCUGCUCUUUCCUAGAUGCUUCCACCCCCUCCGACCCAGGCGACGGU
This is a messenger RNA of Pterocles gutturalis (yellow-throated sandgrouse), 533 nucleotides long. RefSeq names its product chromosome unknown open reading frame, human C15orf59 (gene INSYN1). The record is from RefSeq and is a predicted model, not a curated record. The annotation marks the transcript as partial. Lineage: Eukaryota; Metazoa; Chordata; Aves; Pterocliformes; Pteroclidae. Gene Ontology annotation, cellular component: postsynaptic density. Gene Ontology annotation, biological process: inhibitory postsynaptic potential. The transcript is spliced from 2 exons.